This is a messenger RNA of Labrus mixtus (cuckoo wrasse), 2652 nucleotides long. It is a transcript of the gene tektl1, whose product is annotated as tektin like 1. The transcript is spliced from 8 exons. NCBI's taxonomy places the organism in Eukaryota, Metazoa, Chordata, Actinopteri, Labriformes, Labridae. The record is from RefSeq and is a predicted model, not a curated record. The coding region runs from base 340 to 1743 and encodes 467 amino acids.
GAACUGAUGAUUGUACCUGGAGAGGUUGAUAACACCUUAGCCCGUAGAUGUGCUCCAAUGGUAUGUAAUGUAACUUUAUCUAUGGGGGAAAUUAAUGUGAAUUUAACCUCCUGAACUAGUGGGGCCAGCAGCAGGUCGUGUUAAAUGUCAGUGCCUCCUGUCUCCUCCUCACCACCCAAUCACUGAACAGCUUUGAGUUUCUUGUUACUUCAAGAACUGUUGCUAUGGAGCUCAUAUCUCAACACUUCACACAAGGUUAGCAGAACCAUCAGAUGCCUCAAGUGGAUGAACAUUAUUAGACUAUAUAUUAUUAUUUAAACAUUUUUCUUGUGUGAAGCAAUGCAGGUUCAGUCAGUUCCUCUCGGCUCCGUUACCAUCGGACCGCAGUCUUGGAGCGAUGGCACGAUUCGAUCCAUCCGGCGGGCGGAGCGCCUGGUGCGGCAGACCCGAGCAGGGCGGUCCGGGACCAGCAGCCGUCCUCGGACCUCUUGCGGCUCUGCAGGUUUGACUCCAGCGCGCACAGACGGCACAGCGGAAAAGGCUGAGGAUAAGAUUUCAAGCAAAGAAGAGUGUCCUGAUUGCAUCUGCAGAAAUAAGAUGUCUAGACCCCAAACUACUGGAUCGAUGUUCCCCAGUGGCUCCCAGAGGACAUUUGUGGCCCCGUUCCCUCCUACCAGCUUGCGUGAGCAGUGUGCCGGGGCCAGCAUCGCGGUGGCCGGUGAUUACAUGCGGACGGUGCGGGAAGUGGAGGGUCUGCUGCGAAGGCAAGCCAGCAGGGUGAGGGACGAGGGCAUCAAGUUGGAGAGGGAGAAAGUUCACCUGGAGAGGAUGCUGCGGAGCCUCAAAACCCAUCUGAACAUCAACAGGAGGAGCUCUGAGGGGAGGACCAGGAGGCCGUCUUCUGCGGAGACAGAGAGAGAUGGUGCUGAUUACUUGUUGCUGUGUGAGAGACGAGAGCUGGCCCAGUUGAAACAGGAUCUGGAGGGAGUGCUCAGAAACACACUGACCCAGCUACAGGCCCUGGGUCAGAGCAGCAGACAGCUGUUGGUUUGUGCCUGUGAGAGGGCUCGUGUCCUGGAGCUGCUGCCUCUCAGCGGCUCUGCUGGAAGACACCACAGCUCUGCAGAGACCUUCACCAAAACAGACCCCGUCAGCCCCUUUACACCAGAAUGCCAACAGGUUUUAGAGGAGUCCACUCUGACAGUCAACCAGUCACAGCUGCUGAGAGAAAACAUCAGACAGAUGCUCACCAGCGCCAUCCACAGGCAGAAAGCUGCACACUCGACCGUCAAUGAUGGUCUGGUGAAGAAAAUUGCAGAGACAAUCAGUUUGCAGCAAAACCUGACUUUGAUGUCUGCAGCCACCAGGCAGGCCAUAUUUCGUAAGCAGAGAGAAAUAAACUGUGUGCGUCACAGCCACGGCAGACUGCAGGGUCCAGAGUACAGCGGUGACGUACUGUCCAGAGAGAAACUCAACCGGCCUCUGGUGCAGGUUUAUCAGAGACACCCGGGGACACAGUUACCUGAGGCCGCUAAUCUCAUACAGGGCAGUGCAGUGCUGAGGCGAUGUCUCACCUCCUCAGAGGGGGAGCAGGCGAGGCUGCAGCGCGCCUUUCUGCAGCUGCUGAACGACCAACACGGCAAGAGAGCAGCGGCUCAGGUAGACGCAGCCGUCGUCCGCAUGAGGCAGCAGCAGGUGGACAAGCGGGCCAUGCCGACUUUUCUCCACCAGGGGGCGUGCUGAAGCCAGAUUACCUCAUCUUGUGCUCAUUAGAGCUGCAGAGAGCAUGCAUGUAGAGAACGAUGACAGUGUUAGGGUGUGUAGUUAGAAGAACAGAGCAGCAGUGUGUAAGAUGUAGCGUAAUGAAACGUGAUUAAAGCUGCAUGAUGAGGCCAGACGAAUCUAUGGACACCCCUGCUCACAUGCUCUAGUGGCUGUAUUUCAAAGAAUCAAACAAGUUUUCAUAAUACGACGCCACAUCAGAACAACAUUUAUCCCUUGAAAGUGUACACAAUGGAGCCUGUUCAGACCAUUCUUGAUGUGAUAUUGUUCACAAAGUCCAAACGUGCAUCACUUCAAGGCUCUUUAGUUCCAACAAAUGUGAAUGCUUCAAACUUUGUGACAACUAUUUCGGGCUCUUUCCUGAUUCAACUAUCCCUUUGCAUUUAGUCUGUAUACAGAAAUGCUUUAAAAAGUUUGCUGUGGAAAAACUUAAGCGGCCCAUCUAAAACCUUUGAAAUGAACCAUUAAAGCAGACUGUGAUUUAGACUUCAUAACCCACAUCAGUGUUGGACAUCCUUCAUUCUCUGAGUGUGUCCAACCACCACAUUUAGUUCCAAUUCCAGUGUCCAUUUAUUAAUUGCUAAGAAGUUCAUGUUUGCACUGAGAUGCACACAUCUCCUCUUAUUGUUCCGUUGUGCACUAACUGUGGCAACCCUGACCAUGACAGAUGAAGCCUCGAUGAAAAGAUAAAAGCUGUGUGUUGUGUAUAAAACUAAAUGCAACACACUUCUGUUCAAGUGUCACACUAGACAGCACAGAGGGAUUCGGAGGAUUUGCUUAGGCAAUAAUAGAGCAAAGUAUCAAAAAAUCACUCGUAAUGGUCUGUAUUAUAUGUGACUCAUGUUAUCUUAAUAAACUAUUUAACCAACA